This is a messenger RNA of Syngnathoides biaculeatus (alligator pipefish), 2451 nucleotides long. RefSeq lists its product as uncharacterized. The transcript has 2 exons. Bases 1414 to 2451 code for a protein of 345 amino acids. NCBI's taxonomy places the organism in Eukaryota, Metazoa, Chordata, Actinopteri, Syngnathiformes, Syngnathidae. The record is from RefSeq and is a predicted model, not a curated record.
GACAAUUGUUGCAGUACAGGGAUAAAAAUAAUUCUGUGUAUUGUUAACUUGCACAGCAUAGAGUAAUUAUUGUCAAUAUUUAUUUUAGCACAUAAAAAAUAUGACAAGGUAGAUGGUGACGUUGACAGUUUUCAUCACCAGAAGGUGACCAUACAAAUGGUUCUAAUGGGAAACGAUAUGAAAUGUUGAUUAUUGUUGAAGUCAAUGACAGUAAAAGUGUUGAGAUGAUUCCUUGUUAGUUAGUCAUCCUCAAGAAUGAUUUCAAGGGCUUUAUCAUGCUCAGGAAAUAGAGGAACUUUCACAAAUUAACACUUCUCAUAUUAUUGUUCAAUAUAAUAAUGAAUAGAUAUUAGUUGUAGGUGUAGUGGCACGGUGGCUCAGCAGGUAAAGUGUUGGCCUCAAAGUUCUGAGGUCCGUGGUUCAAUCCUGCACCUGACUGUGUGGAGUUUGCGUGUUCUCCCUGUACCUGCGUGGGUUUUCUCCGGGCACUCCGGUUUCCUCCCACAUCCCAAAAACAUGCAACAUUAAUUGGGCACUCUAAAUUGCCUGUAAGUGUGAUUGUUAGUGCUGUUUGUGUCGAUGUGGCCUGCGAUUGGCUGGCAAACAGUUCAGGGUGUACCCUGCCUCCUGCCCAAUGACAGCUGGGAUAGGCUGCAGUACUCCCCGCGACCCUUGUGAGGAUAAGCGUCAAAGAAAAUGGAUGAAUGGAUGGAGAGUUGGUGCCCAGUGACCCAACUGAGCAGUUUUCACACUUUGGCCUUGUCACUUGGGCCACUUCUUGCUUUGUGUUGCCAGCAUUUUGGUUUUGGAGUGUUAUGAAUAGAUUAAAAGACAUUUCGAUUCUUUUCAAUGAGGAAAAUUAAUUUCAUGUAAAUGCAAAUGGAGUCAGUCUCACUGUUUGAAGUAUAUUUUUUAUUAACAAAUACAUACACACUUUAAUAAAAGUCAGUUUCUUUCCAGUAUUUCAAUCAAUUAUUCACCGAUUUGAUAUUGACAAAUAAAACAUUGGACAAAAUACAUGCAUGCUCAAGAAAAUUAUUUCAUUUUGGAGCAAUUGGUGAAUAACUAAUUCCCUUUUGAACAAUUAUGUCAUGCUCCUGGCUUCUUGCCCAGGCUGGGCAGGGCCAGCCAAUUAGCCAGAGCGCACCUGCACCUUGUUACAGCUGAUGACGCCCGGUAUAUAUAGGACUUGGGGGUCGACUUGUCCUCUGCUAGAUCGUUGUCCUUGAUGCCUCGUUCCCGUGACGCACUGUGACUGCUUUCAUAGAUUCUGGGUCGGACGCAAACCUGAUAAAUCCCCGCGUGGUCGAGGAGCUGGGGGCAGCAACUUUCCCCACAUAACGGCUUCGUAACGCCUAUGCCGCCAACGGCAAGUUCCUUUGUCGGGUUACACAUCGCACUCAGACACUACGUAUGAGCUUUCCGGACGCUCACUCGGAGCGUAUUAGCUUUCAUGUCUUCAACGCACGUAGUAGCGACAUCAUCCUGGGCAGCCCGUGGCUCAAAGAACAUAACCCGCACAUAGAUUGGUCAGAUCAAGACUGGGGAGAGGACUGUCGCAGUUGCUGUUUCGCUGUCCAGGAAAACAAGGAUAUUCAAGUCGCGUCGGUUUGGCUAACAGAACCUAGUACCGCCCCGGAGCUGACCGCGGUGCCCUCCUGGUACCAUGAUCUCCGGGAGGUCUUCUCUGAAUCUAAGGCAAAGUCUCUGCCGCCACAUCGGUCAUACGACUGCACGAUUGAACUCCUGCCAGGCACCUCUCCUCCCAGAGGGAAACUGUUCUCGUUAACAGGACCAGAGCAUCAAGCCAUAAGGGACUACAUCGAGGACUCGCUGGCAGCUGCACUCAUUCGCCCCUCAUCCUCACCAGCCGGUGCGGGGUUUUUUUUUUGUCAAGAAGAAGGACUCCACGCUGCGACCCUGCGUCGACUACCGAGGACUGAACGACAUCACAGUCAAGAACAGGUCAGGGAGGUGCUCCGGCGUCUGUUGCAGCACCAGCUGUUCAUAAAUCUGGACAAGUGUGAGUUCAACCGAGCGUCCGUGUCCUUCCUGGGUUUCGUCCUGGCAGAGGGGGAGAUGCGUAUGGAUCCUGGGAAGGUCGACGCGGUGCUGCGUUGGCCUACCCCCGCCAGCAGGAAGGACGUAGAGAGGUUCUUAGGAUUUGCGAAUUUCUACAGGAGGUUCAUAAGGAACUUCAGCUCCGUGGCCGCUCCUCUGCGCGUGCUCACCUCGCCACGCAACGUCUUAGUGUGGUCCAGGACCUGCCAGGUGGCCUUUAACAGGCUUAAGGCAAGUUUCACCGCGCGCCUGUCCUCAUUGUUCCAGAACCAGAUCGCCAGUUUAUGGUGGAUGUUGACUCAUCUAAUUCAGGAAUCGGAGCCAUCUUGUCUCAGAGGAGUCCCAAGGACGGAAGGAUCCACCCGUGCGCGUUCCUGUCUAGGAAGCUGA